Messenger RNA from Betta splendens (Siamese fighting fish), 4670 nucleotides. It is a transcript of the gene cep85, whose product is annotated as centrosomal protein 85. NCBI's taxonomy places the organism in Eukaryota, Metazoa, Chordata, Actinopteri, Anabantiformes, Osphronemidae. The record is from RefSeq and is a predicted model, not a curated record. The transcript is spliced from 14 exons. The coding region runs from base 514 to 2991 and encodes 825 amino acids. Gene Ontology annotation, cellular component: centrosome.
UUUUCAGUAACAAUAGCUAGGUUAACCACAGGAACGCAACCAGGAAGACUAACAGAUUUAUUACGUGUGUUCCUACGGGUAGCUAAGCAAACGUUCGGUUAGCUAGCUGUUACCUAGCGUUAGCUUGUUCAACGGAAACGAAUUGGUAAUGGAAUAGAUUCAAUUGUGAACGAUGUAGUGCGUCAAAGUGGGCAACUUAUUAAGAAUAUUUUAUGACACCAUAGAAGUGUGUAGCUCUAAACGUCGCAUCCAGUUAGCAUAGUUCAGUUUGAAGAUAUUUAAUUUGGCCAUUAGUCACGUUUGUUCGACAGCCUGUCUUAGCGGGUUAAGCGUUAGCGAGUCAUUUCCUUCACGAAUUAGCUAGUGAAGAGGAUUAGUGUAAGAACACUGCAUCUUAGGCUGUUUGUGUCCGUAGCAUUAUGCCCCCUCGCCACAAAUAAUGUACUCCCUGUAGACUCUUAGGAAUAUACAUGUUUGUGUAACAGAUUAUGCAACCCUGUAGGACAUGUGCUCAUGUUGUUAUUUUUGUUAGUACCCAGAAAAGUCUGCCGAGGUUGUUGCUGGCACGUUGAGGGACAGAUGAGUUCGAUAGGUGACACUGUCUUGUAUGGAAUGACAACCUCACAGAGAUAUUUUGAAUCCAAACCAGCCUCUCGGUUCGCUGACAUGGAGUGGCAGACACCAGCUGUGUCAGAGAAGUUCCAAAGCCGCUUUGGCCGCCGGCCUGGAACAUCGGACAGUGGAGACACUGGUCUUGGCACCUCAGCAUCUGACAGCGCAGAAGAUUUCUGCAGUUCCAGCAGCAGCCCAUCUUUUCAGCCCAUUCGAAGUCAGAUCCCUAUACCCACUGCACAUGUCAUGCCAUCCACGGCCGGUUCCCCGGCCUCAAAGCCCCAAUCAUGUGUGCAGGAGGACUUUCUAUCCAAUGUUGAAGGGCGCAGGUCUUCGUCAGGCUCAAGAACCACCUCCACUUCAAAAUCUUCCUCUCUCUCCAAAUCAGCAUCUUCGCCCAACUUGGACGCUCCGGUUGGGAUGGGAGGUGAUCCUGUCGGGCCUAAGCCAGACUGCCUGAGUCGUUAUCGCAGCCUUGUCAAUGGGCUGGACCACUCGCUUUUCCCUACAGAUUACACACGGGUGGAUGACGGCCACAGGUUUGACACUCCUGCUGUGGAACCAACACUAAAUCAGUCAGCCCUGUUGGGAGGCUUAUGUCCUGAUGCCAGACUCCGAUUACAGACAACUGGGAUCUGUGAUACUCCAGACUGUGUGUCUGAAGGCUACAGAGGAAUGGAGCACAGUUUUAAGGUCCUGCCUGAAGCUAGGCCAGGAGCCUCUGGUACAGCAGAAACCUCUAAUCAGAGGUGCAGUCAGCCUGGUGCAACUGCUGGAGUUUAUGCAAGCCCUCUGAGCCUGCAGACACAAACUCUGCUGAGGGAGCACUCAGCUUCCAAAGGUUAUGAUUCACUGCGGCAGGACAGAUGCAGCGAACUAUCCAGCUGGCAACAACAGCAGCAGCAUAAGCAGCAACUGGAUACGUUACGCCUCCAGGUCGAACAAAUGCAGUUAAUGAGUGCUGGAGUGGGUCAGUACGCAUCUCUAUAUUCAACUCCUGUUCACUCGGAGUCUGGAAAGUGGGAUGCUCUGGUCAAAGCCAGUGAAAGUCUAUUAAAGGAGAAGGAGCUUAUUAUUGAGAGACAAAAACAGCAUAUGACCCAACUGGAGCAGCGUCUAAGAGAAAGCGAGCUUCAAGUCCAUGGAGCCAUUCUGGGUCGAGGGGCUUCCUAUGGGGACAUGUGCAUGCUGCGGCUGCAGGAGGCACAAAGGGAAAAUGCUUUCCUGAGGGCGCAGUUUAGUGAGCGCACAGACUGCAUUGCCUUGGAGAAAGCAGAGGCUGAACGCAGGCUGGGGGCAGUUGAGGCUGAGACGCGCCGACUAACGGAAAGUCUGAAGGAAACCUGUGAGAGACAUGCAGAAGAAAUGAAGAAACAGGAUGAGAGGAUACGCAGUCGAGACAAGCACAUCAACAACCUGAAGAAGAAGUGUCAGAAGGAGGCAGAGCUGAAGAGAGAGAACCAGCAGCGUAUUGAGACCCUGGAGCGCUAUCUAGCUGACCUGCCCACUUUAGAGGACUACCAGAGCCAGAAUAAGCAGCUGCUUGAGGCCGAACAGCAGGCAUCUGAGCUACAAGAGAAAGUCAAAGAACUAGAGCUCUGUCUGGAGACAACACGCUCACAGCUACGAGAAAAAGAAGCGCAACUGGAGGAUCAGAAACGCAGGGAGAGAGACCUGCUAACCACCAUUACAGAUAUGCAGCAGCGGGUGCAGCAGGGCCUUGAGGAUGGAGCCAGACUGCCUUCUCUGGAUGUUGAGAAGCUAAGAGGAGAGAACAAUAGUUUGAGAGAAGAGCAGCAGAGACUCAAAAAGGUGAUUGAGAAGCAGCACCGAAUGAUGGAACAGCUUGGCUCGCAGAUCCAGGCUUUGGAAGAGCAGAUCUCCCAGGAAGAGAUUAGCUCACAGGCUCUGAGAGAAGAGGCGCUGGCCAAGGAGCAGAAUGUGUUGGAGCUCCACACUGCAAUGAAGGAGUUGUCGGCCCAGAACCAAGAACUGAUGGAGCAGAAUCUGACCCUGCAAGAGCAGAUGAGUGAUUCAGAGCAGAAGAGCUCUACCCAGGCCUCAUCUGCCCUGCAGCCAGCGGGGGCUCGGCUCACCCAGAGCCUCCAUCUAGAGAUCGCCUCCUGCCUCAGUGAUCUGCGCUCCUUGUGCAGCAUUCUGACCCAGAGAGCUCAGGGACAAGACCCCAACCUCUCCCUGCUUCUUGGUCUCACAAGUCCCCAGCCAGUGACACAGCAGGAUGAGGACUGGAUGAGUCCAGAAGUGCUGCAGAAGAAGCUUGUUGAGGCGCAGCAGCUCCGUCGAGACGUGGAGGAACUUCGCAACGUAAUCCUGGAUCGUUACGCGCAGGACAUGGGAGACAACUGCAUCACCCAGUAACCUUGCCACGCACACAGUUAAUGAAGGAGACUUGUCAGAGCUCCAUUUCUAAAACAGACUUGUCUUCUCCUCCUAAUUGCUGAAUGUCGGAAAGAGGACUGGAUUUUAAUUUUCUUAAAACAAGGACAGAGGAAAGCCCUAAUGGUUUAGCUUCUAGUUCAAUCCACUGACUGAACAUCAGGUCUCAAGCCUGCCUGUAGCUCAGAGCACUCCCACCCCCUGGUGAGUUUAUCUAGUCUAUCUAUUUCAGUCCAAGGGCUAACAGAAAAUAACUUACCUCUUAUACUUGAUCUUUUAAGCAUUGUGUGUGUGCGCGCGCAUGUAUGUUUGUGAGAGCGUCUUUCAAUAGUGAUGAUGUGAGACGCUCUGUUACCAAACAGUCUUAUGCGUUAUGUUCCUCUCUAGUGGAUAAAUAUUUCUGUAGAUGUCCCACAAAUAUGAUUUAUUUAAAUGUUACAUUUCCCAUCUAAGGGGAAUUAUUUGAGGAGUGGUUGACAAUCAACUGACAUUAACCUGUGCAUUUAACUGAAUUCACGAGGAAAUGUUUCUAACAUGCCAUUAUUUAAAAUGGUGGACACUGUAACAUGAGACUGGGGUUUAAUACCAAAUGAUCUUCCACCAACAGGCCUAUAACCAUUGUAUUACCAAAGACAACUCUGGUUGAAGCAGUUGUGAACCUCUGCGAUGGUUUCUGAAUGUGUCUCUUUGCUGCAGGCCUCGUUACGGACUGUACCAAUGUGCCUUCCUGUCACCUUUGCAGCCACAAUAGCUAGUUCAUUUUAGAGCGACCACAAAGGGCUCUUUACAGCUGACUCUUCCACUAUGACCUUUCUCUGAGCGCAUCAACCAGUAGGACAGUUGAUACAUUCCCUGACUCUGAAUGUAGCAGCAACUUGGGGCCACGUCACAGAGCUCGUGCAAGCCCCUGUUCAGUAAACCUCAUUAGUUUAGGUGGUCUAUUUACAACCUGCUUUGUUUAGAUAGAUGUCUGUAUACUGUAUGUGUCAGGGUUGUAAUGGCUUGGCCAGAUGUUUGAUAAAUAUAGGUCUCAGAAACAGUAUUAUUCUCCAGUAUUAUUUAUUUAUUUUGUUUGCAUUUGACAACUCUGUGUGAAAGCAUUCUGAAUGUGUUGCUGUAAUAAUGUGCUAAUGUGUCUGAGCAUCCUCUGCAUGUAAAGGUCCCAUGAAGUGGCUUUUAUAUUGUAUUUUUUCUGUGCUGUUUCAUGUUCAGUAGUAUGUUCGGGGAGAGUUUUAAUACUUAACCAGAUAAUUCACCUUUUUUAGGUGCAGGAGGGACACGUUAUGGUUUUACGUGAUGAUAAUGAUUGCAGGGGUUGGCUGGAUCACCCCCUCUGUCAUGAGCACAUUGUUCUGAAUGAAGUUUUAUAUUUGCUCCGAGCUAAGCCAUUUAAAAGAAUGGGACACUUUAGAAGAAGAGAAAAUGGAUUUCAUAUAUACAAAAUAUGCAACUAAGAUUCUACACCACCCAGGGACACAAGCCAUUUUUUCAUUUCAUGGGACCUUUAAACUUAAAUAGCACAAGUUUUCUGCUUGGAAAGUACAGCUCCACAUGCCUUAACAUCUCAAAUGUUUUGCAAAAAGGGAAGAAGAUGUUUAUAUUUUCAUACUUUUGUCCUUGUUUGUAUUUGCAUAUUUUAGAAAUAAAGAGUUUGAACAGUU